AUGGAAAGCCAUUCAAAUACGGUCACCUACGUUGUGCAUAGCUCGACCGUUUAUUUAUCUUUCUAUUUAAUUAUAAAAAUAAUUGUUUUUAUUUUUUCUUAUGUACUGGAAAAUAAAUUUUGUAAACUGGGUUUGAAUAAAAUUUAUAAUAAGGUAAAGAAGAUUUAUUAUAGAUAUAUGGAAAGUUCAGAAUAUAGUAAAAUAAAUGAUAACAUAGAAAUAAUAGAAAAAAAAAUUAAAAAAUAUAAUAAAAUCAUUGAUCAGAAUAAAAAAGAAAAUAAACAUUUAAGUGAAUAUGAUUUAUUAAUAUUAAAUGGAAAGUAUACAAGAAAACUUAUGAAAGAACAAAAUGAAUUAAACCAAUUAAUAAAAAAUAAAGAAGCACAAAAAGAACAAUCUAAAAAUAAUCUGUUUUUUAAAAUCUUUGAUAAAACAUGCAUAUUUUUAACAUCCCCAAAUAAAUUUAUAAAACUUCUUAGAAUACAAAUAGUGGUCAUUUUAUUAUUCUUAAUAGUAAAAUAUAACUUUAAAAAUAAAUGGGAGGAUUUGUGCCUACAAAUACAAUCUGAGUUAAUUUUUAAAAGAAAUUUUCAAUUUAUCUCAUCAGAUUCAUGUAAAAACAAUUUGUAUACCUUUCUUUGUGGAUACAACAUGACACAUUUUUUUUUCAUGACAGUCAAACAUAAUUGUGGAAUUUUAUAUUCUAAGUUAUUAAAAGAUGAAAAAAAAAAGAAAUCUUGA
Molecule: messenger RNA, 741 nt
Organism: Plasmodium falciparum 3D7
Lineage: Eukaryota; Apicomplexa; Aconoidasida; Haemosporida; Plasmodiidae
Source: RefSeq, a predicted model, not a curated record